CCGGUCCGCUAUCAGCCAGCAAGAAGCUGAGGAGUGACGAAGCUCUUUUGCGUCAGGCAAUUACCUACAGGCCACAUUGUUUUUCUGCAGCCAGGUCAACUUCUCCUCCCGUGCUUUAAAAUACUCGCGGCUUUCCUCGUUCAACUCAGUAGCUCCGACGACCUCUAUUUCCCAGAGCUCUCCUUUAUCCUCGUGCACUGGAGCUCUCGUCGACGUAACGCGCCUUGUUCCCCAGCUGAAACCACCCUGACAGCUCAAGAUGACGCUCUACUACACCUUGGUCUUCCUGCUUCUGGUAGCAGAGAUGGCCGUCUUCAUGCUUCUAAUUAUCCCUCUGCCCUUCACCAUCCGAAGGAGGAUGUUCACGUUCAUUUCCGAGAACCCGGUCAUAGCCAAACUACAAUACGGCCUGAAGAUUACCUUCAUCUUCAUCCUGAUUCUCUUCAUCGAUAGCGUUAACCGCGUCUACCGAGUUCAGAUCGAACUUGCGGCAGCUACCGAGGCCAGUGGCCAUAAUGGGGCUUCCAUCAUGGGCCACGAACGCCUCGAGGUCCAGGCUCGCAAGUUCUACUCGCAGCGCAACAUGUACCUCUGCGGCUUCACGCUCUUCCUGUCGCUGAUCCUGAACCGGACCUACAUCAUGAUCCUCGAGGUGCUCCGCCUCGAGGAGAAGGUGAAGCAGUACGAGGGCACCGACAAGGACACCAAGCAGAGCGAGAAGCUCGCCGCCGCCGGUGAGCCGGGCGAGAUCGCGCGCCUGAAGAAGGCGCUCGCCCAGAAGGACGAAGACCUCGAGACCCUCAAGAAGCAGGCCGCCGGCUUGCACAAGGAGUACGAUGCUCUCAGUGACAAGUACGCGGCCACGCAGAAGGAUGAUGCUACCAAGAAGGAGAGAUAAGCGUUUCCGAUGCACUCUCGUUACCUCUGGCAGUGUAGUGUGGUACCGUUUUUUGGCCCGCUCUAGCCCCAAGGCUACCGGUUCGGAUAGCGAACGAAUGAGUGGUUGGGUUGUGAUGGAAGAAAAGAGAGGAAUAAAGAAGAAAGCCGAGAGUUGAAGUGCAACGUCUCGCGGUUUUGUCGUUACAGGAUUUAUGGCGAACGGCAUCUCGGCAGGUAUGGAUGGGGAGGGUUUACAAAGCAUUUGUUGGGUGUCUUCGCGCCAUGAUUGUUAAAAAGCAUUAACAUUGCUGUGUGCUCUCUAUAAACCCUCUAUAAACCCGAAUUGCAAGUAUACCUAUGCUUCUAUUGUGAUGUAGUCCGCCGUACCCAGGGGAAGGGCGCCUCAGCACCGCCUUCCGUUUCCCAACGCCGACACACAUCGAUAAAUCCAAAACUUCAGCCCCUCACGGC
Messenger RNA from Phialemonium atrogriseum, 1350 nucleotides. Its product is annotated as B-cell receptor-associated protein 31-like-domain-containing protein. The transcript is spliced from 4 exons. Lineage: Eukaryota; Fungi; Ascomycota; Sordariomycetes; Cephalothecales; Cephalothecaceae. Gene Ontology annotation, biological process: endoplasmic reticulum to Golgi vesicle-mediated transport; intracellular protein transport. The record is from RefSeq and is a predicted model, not a curated record. Bases 260 to 898 code for a protein of 212 amino acids. Gene Ontology annotation, cellular component: endoplasmic reticulum membrane; endoplasmic reticulum.